This is a messenger RNA of Phaedon cochleariae (mustard beetle), 1536 nucleotides long. The record is from the annotation of a GenBank genome assembly. Lineage: Eukaryota; Metazoa; Arthropoda; Insecta; Coleoptera; Chrysomelidae.
AUGGCUGGAAAGUGUUUGAUUUGUGAGUGUGAUGUUGUCAGCAAACAUUACGGUGAAAACUGUACUGUCGUUUUCGAUGGUUAUGGUGACCCCAACAAUACAAAACGAGCCGAGCAAAAGAGAAGGCGUCUCACGAAAACUUCAGACGACAAACAUUUUAAUGAUAGCAUGAAUGUCACUGUUCGGCAGGAACAUUUUCUAGCUAAUGAUAAGAACAAAACUAGGCUCAUACAACUCCUCAGUGAAAAAAUGAAAGCAAGAGGAAUCGAAACAGUAGUUGCUACAGGGGAUGCUGAUGGCACAAUAGUGAGAUGUGGGUUAGAAAAAGCUGCCCUACAUCCCACUGUCACAAUAAUAGGAGAAGAUGUCGACUUGAUUGUUUUAUUUGCUUUUGCACGACCAGGAAGUAACGUAUCCUUCAUGAAACCCGGCAGGGGCAAAGUGGAAUCCAAAUUGUUUUCAACAAACAAACUCCAAAAACUUCCUUUUGCUGAAACUAUUCUCCUUCUACAUGCUUUCAGUGGGUGUGACACCACCUCAGCCAUCUAUAAUAAGAGCAAAGGUGGAAUUGUCAAGCUCUUCAGCAAGUUUUCUAGGAAAAUGAAGACAAUAUCCGACAUUUUCACCAAACCCUCGACACAAGCAGACAAAGUUACACAGACUGGCGAGAAAAUAUUUUUAGAAAUGUACCAAGUGACUGCAGAUCAACAGGAUCUGAAUAGACUUCGGUAUGCUGCAUUCUUGAAUGCAUCAACAAAGCCAAAACCAAAUCUCGCCUCACUGCCACCAACCAUAGGAGCAGCGCAACAACACCCAUUCAGAGUUUAUUUACAGGUACAGCAAUGGCUCGACAAUCCUCUACCCCCGACUGAGUGGGGGUGGAACAGAGGAGAGGAUGGAUUGCUCAUUCCAGUGACAACCAGAGAUCCAAUAGCACCUGAAGCGAUACUGAACAGCAUAUUCUGCCGAUGUUCUACUGGAUGUGGAGGACGAUGUGGUUGUGACGAUGUGGUUGUCGGAAAGCUGGAAUUCCAUGCUCCAUGGUGUGCGGCAUGUGCCAUGUGUCCUCAGCAUGGAGAACAUUACAUAAUGUUUUCACCCAUCCAGAAUACCAUGUUAUGCGUAAACUGCUUCCGUGAUUCGCCAAAUGAUAUUCGUAGUCAGUGCGUCGAUAUUGAAACUGCGCAUGCCCAAGCAUCCAAACGUCUUGAGAGAGGCCAGAAUGCAAUAAUGGAUUUGCAGACUUCAGUUCGAGAUGGUAUAAUUGCCCUGAAGGGGCUCAUGGACGAAUUGAGAAGAAACAUGGACAGUGAAAAGCAUACGAUAAACACAUUUUGUCAGGGAAUGCAAGAAGCAAUGGCCAAAACACAUGCUACUAUGAUUAUGGAGGUUCAAAGGCAAUUUGAAAGUAAAGAGCGCAUUUAUAGGAGUCAGUUGAUUGUAUUAGAACAGUUCCAUAUGGUAACUGUAGGACCGAUAUUAGGACAAAAUAUUGAAUUAGGUACACCUACUAUUCUUUUUCAAAAUCAGCGGUGA